AUGUCUGAAGAGUUCGCUCGUCCUAAAAGGUCGGGACUGCCGUCCCAGACAUCAAACCAUCCCACGAGCAGAAAACAGCGGCUUAUGGGAUUCGCAAGGGCUACCAGGGAUACAUAUCUACCGAGAAUCACCAAUUCUGUGUCGCUGAUGACUUCCAAUAUCGGAAGCAAAUCAAUUGAGUAUGAUGAGUUUGGUAUGUUGGCUGCGUUGCCUCAAAAUACGCAGUUUACCUUGUAUCCAUCGUACACCAGAAAAGUCGGAAAUAAAUACGUAGUCAAUGUGCGUGGCUGGAUGUGGUGCCCAGGCACAAUGUCUAGAAAAAACCGUUUGGUUAUCUCGUUGGCUAAGCAAGUGACUCGCUCAAAUGACGAUACUGCUCAAGUGGCAGUUGACCGCCUUGAGCACGAUCCCAAAUUAUCGCAAGACGUUGCUGUACCGGAUCAAGAUGAUUCAGACAGCAUUUCCAUAUCAACAUCAACAUCUGGUAGCUCAUCUACAAGCGCUGCCUUUCCUAACCUGAAGGACAUGGAUGUUCGCCUACGUGGACGACUUUCUUCCUUUUUGGCUAGAUCUAUACCAAACGCUGGACUUGCAAUUGUAGUUGGUGCCGUUAGUCCUCUCAAGGAUGGUGAUCUCCGGCUGGUUUCUGUUGUUACAGACCCUAAUGGACAUUUCAAAGCUGAUAUAGAGAUUCCCUAUGAGCCCAGUGUGAUACAAGUCAAAAGUAAAUUGGAUGAAACUGUUUGUGCAUUUCAGGAAGUUAGCAUCGUCGAAACGGAAGGUUAUGGUGUCAUCAGUGAUAUUGAUGACACCGUAAAGCUCACUGGUGUUGUUGGCGAGAAAAGAGAGCUCAUGAGACGUCUUCUUUUGGGUGACAUUGAUUCUUGGGAGCUUAAGCCAGUAGUGAGUUGGUUUAAUCAGCUAUCUAAUCGUUUGAAGGCAACUUUCCAUUAUGUUUCCAAUUCUCCAUGGCAACUCUAUUCUACUAUACAAGAAUACUUUCACCAUGUGGGACUACCUUCAGGUUCGUUUCAUCUCAAGCAAUACACUGGGAACAUUAUGUCCUCCUUGAUGGAGCCAUCAAGCUCAAAGAAGCGGUCUUCUCUCUCUCGUAUACUUGAGGAUUUUCCCAAAAAACAAUUUAUAUGCGUUGGAGAUUCGGGCGAGCACGAUUUUGAAGCGUACGUCGAUCUUGCCAAGUCAUAUCAUGGCCAAGUUCGUGCUAUUUACAUACGUGCCGUCGAUGAUUCAUUGUCUGAUGUGGAUGACAACAAUAUUCUUACUGAGAUACACCGUUCAUUGAAGGUGUGGAAAUCAAAGCAGCCAUCAAAUCAUGUCGCAUCGCAAAUCGGAAAGACUAACGAUUUCAAUUUAAUAGAUCUCUCCGAUAGUUCCAUGAAGACAGCGGAGAAAGACAAGGAGGAAACCUCGAGUCAUCGACUACGUCCCAUGAUUCCUAAAAAGCCGGCUUCUCUAAAAGGAAGGGCUAUUCAUAAAGCUCCACCACUUCCCGAAAGAAGAUACCUCAGACCCAGUCAAACUGAUACGGAGAUCAUACAUAAGAAUAUUGCUACACGUCAUGGCCAAGGGCUCUACUCAGACCGAGCUCCUAGUCCUGCUUCACUGAAUGAAUCGGAUUCUGAGAGCGACCAUCUCAGCGACCGAAUUGAUGUUAUGAGUAUCCACGGUAAUAGAAGCUUUUACGAGCUAGAAGAUUACGAUAAGAAAGGAGCUCUUUGGCUACAACGACUCACAAUAGCAUUAAAAGAACUCGAUGGCAAGGGAGUCGACAUCGCAUUCUUUAAUGACAAUGACGAGGAAUUUUUCUUGGAGUCAUUGCAGUCAAUCGAGAAGCACAGUCGAUGA
This is a messenger RNA of Candidozyma auris, 1866 nucleotides long. Its product is annotated as phosphatidate phosphatase APP1. Bases 1 to 1866 code for a protein of 621 amino acids. The record is from RefSeq and is a predicted model, not a curated record. Gene Ontology annotation, cellular component: actin cortical patch. The transcript has a single exon. NCBI's taxonomy places the organism in Eukaryota, Fungi, Ascomycota, Pichiomycetes, Serinales, Metschnikowiaceae. Gene Ontology annotation, molecular function: phosphatidate phosphatase activity.